AAGGUGCACAUAAUCGAUAUUGGUCAUUUUUCAUUAGAUUUACAUUAUGAAAAAAUUAUUACAACAUUUUUCAAGCAUUUUGGAUCAUCAGAUAUCAGAUGACUCAUUGAUACCGUGGAAUGUCCAGAUUUGCCUAUAGUCGCCCCUGAAUGGCUAAUUGCUUCCAAAUUAAUUACAUUCUCUUAAUAUUUAGCUCCGAUUAAAAAUGUUAAGAGCGUUGAAAUCAUGUUCCAGUCUGAACCGAUCCGUAUAACACGAUAAAGCAUUGUUUGCGACGCCUAAUCUACGUCUCGUCCGUGGCAUUGCUAUUAGUCUUGUUAUUUCGUUUUAGCGAUUUAAGAAAACUUUUGUAACAAUUUUUAAUUAUGUCCAUUCUAAUAUUGUUUUUAUAUUUAAGCAUUAAAUAAAAAUAAUGAAAACAUGUGAAGUAAAUACUACUACGUAUUUGUUUAUAUUUAAUUGCUGAGCAGAACGUAAAGAUAAAAUAUUAAAGUUAAAAGCACAAUACCAAUCAUGUUCAAUGUGGCAAGAUACUGUACCUCGACAAUUGGAAGAAGCAAUGCAACGAGACUUCUACCAAUUCGGCAAAAUUUACAUACGUAUAUAUCUAAGCCCAAUAGAGCAUUUCUAUUAAUGAAAAGAACUUCGGUUUAUUUACAUAAGGAUCUACUUAAACAAAGGAAUAUCAUAUCUUUAGGUUUUGCAUCAAAACCGGUCCAAAAGUCUGAUAAAAUUGUAGGAAAAUGGAUGUUAACUUGCAGCGGCAUGGUGUUCAUAGCUGUAGUUCUAGGAGGCGUAACGAGGCUUACGGAAUCUGGUUUAUCUAUGGUAACUUGGAAAUUAUUGGGCGAAAAAAUGCCUACCACCGAAACUCAAUGGCACGCAGAGUUCGAACGUUACAAACAGUUUCCAGAGUACAAAAUAAACAAUCAAAACAUAACGCUGGAAGAAUUUAAACGAAUCUGGUGGAUGGAGUAUUUGCACAGAAUGUGGGGACGUUUGAUAGGCGGUGUAUUCAUAGUUCCGGCAGCCUACUUUUGGGCCAAAGGUAUGCUGAAACCGGGAAUGAAAACCAGAGUAGUUGUUCUGGGCUCGUUGAUUGGUUUACAAGGACUUAUGGGUUGGUACAUGGUUAAAUCCGGUUUGGAAAAUCGUUUUGUGGAACCAUCGGACGUUCCUCGUGUCUCGCAGUACCGCUUAGCCGCGCAUUUGGGAAUGGCAUUCAUUAUAUAUACAGGAUUCCUGUAUAAUGCUUUGGACUACUUGAUUCCUGCCCAGAAAUUAAACUUCAAUACCACAAGUAUUAACGUUAAUGAUGUAAAACAGAAGCUGAAAAGAUUUAGAAUGUUAGUUCACUCGACGAAAGGAUUAGUUUUUCUUACUGCUAUAUCUGGAGCUUUUGUAGCGGGAAUAGACGCGGGUCUCAUUUAUAACACAUUUCCGAAAAUGGCCGAUAAAUGGUUACCGGACGAUAUACUUGCGUUUUCGCCUACAUGGAAGAAUUUUACCGAAAACCCGACCGCUGUACAGUUUGAUCACAGACUUCUGGGUAUCACUACUUUAUCGUUAAUAACUUGUAUCGGAGUAUUGUCUCGUAAUCAUAGACUUCCUGGGAACGCAAAGAAAGCAGUAGCCGCGGUCCUUUGCGCUGGCUAUUUACAAGUAUUACUAGGAAUUUCAACAUUACUGCAUCAUGUACCUAUAGCAUUAGCUGCAUCUCAUCAGUCCGGUAGUCUUCUCGUAUUAAGCACAAUGAUUUGGUUGUGUCAUGAGUUAAAGCAUUUGAAAUAUAUUGUUAAAUGAAUCAUAGAACUGUACAAUAUGUAUGCAUAAUAUUUUGUAAUUUAAUAAAACAGGAACUGAUAGAUGAAUACCGUAACGC
Molecule: messenger RNA, 1882 nt
Organism: Colletes gigas
Lineage: Eukaryota; Metazoa; Arthropoda; Insecta; Hymenoptera; Colletidae
Product: cytochrome c oxidase assembly protein COX15 homolog
Exons: 6
Coding region: 514-1803 (429 amino acids)
Biological process (GO): heme A biosynthetic process
Cellular component (GO): mitochondrial inner membrane
Molecular function (GO): oxidoreductase activity, acting on NAD(P)H, heme protein as acceptor
Source: RefSeq, a predicted model, not a curated record